CUAUUUUUGGCAUGCUUCAAAUGCAUUUUGUUGACAAUCACUACUCACACAAAAUUGUACAUUGUACACUGCACUGCGUGCGCGCAUGAAUGUCAUUCCUUACGCUAAAAUUUCCGAGGAUUGCCGGAAGAAUUGAGCUUGAAAAUUGCAUUUCACGGCCCACCAUGAGCCUGUCUGGGUGCCCACACGUGGCUAACUUCAAGGCCGUGAACGGAUCGUCACCCUACAGAUUGAUUCUUACAUAUUUCGUGUCGUGCAGCACCCAAGCAGCAGUGAAAAGAAAGGCUCAGUCAUGUCUAUGUCAUGUGUGCGGACAAUUAGACCUCCGGCUGCACUCAUGUCUCUACUGUGUAUUCUUCGGGUGCUACACUGCAGGACACAUACAUGACCACGCAAAGGCAACCAAACAUAACCUAGCUGUGGAUCUUACCUAUGGUGCUGUGUACUGCUAUUCCUGUGGUGAUUAUGUAUAUGACCAGGAGUUUGAGGCCAUUGCCAAAGAAGAAAAGACCAAAGCUGCCAAAUUUGUAGGUACACCAUGUAGCGUGCAUGCAUUUCUAUCUUGGGAAGUCACAGCAUCAGAGGCUCAGCUUCUACGACAGAAUCCUAAGCGUAGGAAGAUCACGUCCAAUUCCACAAUAGGUCUACGUGGGCUCAUCAACUUAGGCAACACUUGUUUCAUGAACUGUAUCGUGCAGGCUUUGACGCACACACCACUACUACGAGACUUCUUCCUGGCUGAUAAGCACCACUGUCAGAUGGCAUCCAGUGACCAGUGUCUGGUCUGUGAGAUGUCCCGGGUGUUUCAAGAGUUCUACUCAGGGCUACGUUCAGUGCACAUUCCAUACCGUCUUCUGCAUCUUGUCUGGACUCAUGCAAGACACUUAGCAGGUUAUGAGCAGCAAGAUGCUCAUGAGUUCUUCAUUGCUGCACUAGAUGUACUUCACAGACAUUGCAAAGGCCACAAUGGUGUCUCCGGCAACAAUCCUCAUCUUUGCAAUUGUAUUAUUGACCAAAUCUUCACAGGAGGGCUGCAGUCAGAUGUAACAUGCCAGUCCUGCAGGGGUAUAUCCACUACAGUGGAUCCUUUCUGGGAUAUCUCCUUAGAUCUGGGUCCAUCUGGCAGUCAUUCCAAGAGUACUCUAUCCUCCUCCUCAACCUCCUCAGCCCCCAUUCCUAACGCUGACCUCUCAGUCGACAGCAAUUCCUCAGGUUCCAGUACUAGUAGUGGUAGUGUCAAUAAUGGAGACUCGGGACUGUUGUCUCCGACGGGUUUUGAAGAUGUCCCCACCUCGCUAGAUGACUGUCUCAGAAGGUUCACAAGACCGGAACAUCUAGGCACCAACUCAAAGAUCAAAUGUAGCCGUUGCCAUAGUUACCAGGAGUCUACCAAACAACUCACUAUGAAAAAGCUUCCCCUUGUAGCAUGCUUCCAUCUCAAGAGAUUUGAACACUCCAAUCGAUUCAGAAAGAAGAUAUCUACUUUCAUUGCAUUUCCCCAUGAGCUAGACAUGACACCCUACGUCUCUUCACAUCGGCGGGCUAAUGGUAUCAAGAACCAAUCACACUCCAGUACCUUGUUAUCUACCUCAGACAAUAAAUACUCCCUGUUUGCUGUUGUCAACCACCAUGGCACGAUUGAGACGGGUCAUUACACAUGCUAUGUGCGCCAGCAUAAGGACCAAUGGUUUAAAUGUGAUGAUGCCCUGAUCACAAAGUCUAGCGUGCAAGAUGUACUCCAUAGUGAAGGAUAUCUACUAUUUUACCACAAACGCAUCCUAGAGUAUGAAUGACAUCCUCCUUCACGAGUCAUUCAACCAGCAGAGUCCGAAGUAUCAGUGAGUCAGUGCAACUGAAAUUCUUUGCCAUCAUUAAUGACAGGACACUAAGGGACUGGAUGAUGUCUAAUAGAAGUGUGGUUCCCAAGCCAUAUCUAUGCCUACUCCCAUAUUUACCACCCAAAGGUACCAUACUCAGUCUAGAUGGAGCAUGGACUUUAGUUUGUGCACACUAAUCCAGUUACAGUACUUAAGAAUAUGCAUUUGAAGUUGUUUUUUAACAUCCCUCUGUUACUUGAGUCAGGUUCUUUUCUUGACAGUAAAAAAAAAAGUCUUCAAAUUAUAAUUUACCAUAAAGUGAAUACUUUUUACCAUUUAGCUGCAUAUAAUGAAAA
This is a messenger RNA of Patiria miniata (bat star), 2173 nucleotides long. Its product is annotated as ubiquitin carboxyl-terminal hydrolase 22-like. The transcript is spliced from 13 exons. The record is from RefSeq and is a predicted model, not a curated record. Gene Ontology annotation, molecular function: cysteine-type deubiquitinase activity; zinc ion binding. Bases 90 to 1793 code for a protein of 567 amino acids. Lineage: Eukaryota; Metazoa; Echinodermata; Asteroidea; Valvatida; Asterinidae. Gene Ontology annotation, biological process: protein deubiquitination.